GUGGGCAGCAACUUCCAGCUCCAGCAUCGUCUACAACUUCCACUCACUUUUCGCACCUUGACGGACAAGCAAGCGCAUCUUUCAAGUCGCGGGGCACCGCAACUCAGACAUGACUUCGAAAAUCGAGAAGACGAUUGCGCGACAGCAGGAAAAAAUUGCCUCGGGCGCUUACUAUGAAGCGCACCAGCAGCUCCGUGUCAUCGCCGCACGUUACGUCAAACAAUCCAACUACGAUGCUGCCGCCGACAUUUUGGCCGGAGGCGCGAUAGCCCUGCUCAAAGCUGGUUCCCAGCAGGGUGCUUCCGCCAGUGGUGGUGACCUGGCUAUUAUGCUGCUCGUGGAAGUUUAUAACAAGGCGGGUUGGGAGAUCGAGGACAACGGUGAGAGUGCGCGCAGGAAAAAGCGACUAAUUGAGAUCCUGCGCGAAUUCCCGCCGGAGGAACCUACGAGAAAGAGAUACAUUCAGGAGAUGAUUAGCUGGAGCAGCAAGUUCGGUCCUAUUGAGCGAGGAGAUCCAGAGCUACAUCAUGCUGCUGGAUCGGUUUAUGCUGAAGAAAACGAACCAUACGACGCAGAGAAGCAUCUGAUCCUCGGUACACCAGAGUCGGCGGAAACCCUUGCGAGACUCGAGUAUGAGUGGUAUACAAAUGAUGACGCGCAUACCGCGGCCAUCUACGCCUCUCGGGCAGUCUUCCCCUAUCUCCUGACCGGAAAUAUCCGCAGCGCGAACAAGGCCUUUUUGAUCUUCACGUCGCGGCUUUCGUCGUCCAACCCGUCCCUCGGAGCGCAGGCAGUGAGCAGUGCCAGUUCCGACAUGAGAGUCUAUCCUUCGCUCCCACUCUUAAACUUCAUCAGCCUCCUUCUCCUUGCCAUCCAACGCGGAACCCCGGAACUAUUCAGACAGCUCACUACGCAUUAUGCGUCUCAUAUCCAAGAGGUGGGCAUUUGGGAUGACUUCUUGGCACAGUUUGGUGAGAUGUACUUCGGUAUAAGGGUUCCACGGCAAGGCAACCCGCUGCUGGACAUGAUGGGCAGUAUGCUCUUCGGCGGACAGGGAGGUGGCAGCUCAAGACCCGGACAAGGAAGAGGAUCGUCAAAGAAAGUGGAAGCAGCACCGCCAACAAUGGAGCUCGAUUGAUCGUCCGGGAAUAGCGGAAUGGGCGAAGACAUGCGGAGGAGUAGGUUCGAGAUGACUGGCCAUUUAGCACAAUCAUCGGCACAACGCUUCAGGUCAUAUUGGCGCCAGAUCUUGUCGAUAGUAGGGACCGAGAUACUUAUAUUUGUCUCUCAUCUUCUGGCUCAUACAUCCAAUUGUCGUCGUCCAGA
Molecule: messenger RNA, 1326 nt
Organism: Paecilomyces variotii
Lineage: Eukaryota; Fungi; Ascomycota; Eurotiomycetes; Eurotiales; Thermoascaceae
Exons: 5
Coding region: 110-1138 (342 amino acids)
Biological process (GO): protein insertion into ER membrane
Cellular component (GO): TRC complex; cytosol
Molecular function (GO): protein binding
Source: RefSeq, a predicted model, not a curated record